UGUUUCCCAUGACAACACCCGCACAUCUCUCGUCUUCCCACCUCCUCCCAUAUCGCGACGGAUACAUGACCUUUUUUGGUUCAAAAGAACAUCGAUACGACAGCUGCUUUGUACCGCAAUCAUAUGGACAGGUGACGACGAUUCCCGCACUCGCUACGACCAGCACAACGAUCUAGGACAACGGAGCACGGCUGGCUCGCGCUCAACAAUGGCUGCGAUUUCACCCACACCGCUUCAUGCAUACGGCAAUGGCAGGCCUGGAAGACACCCUUCGGCGCGCUCAAUAGUACGAAGAGAUUCACCUUUAUCGGCCUUGUCGCACUCUCAAGGUUUCUCCUCCGGUGCUGCGCCAUUGCGGAGCAUGGGCGUCGGCGAAGUAUCAGACGACGAUACUCGAGACAUCCAACCACCACCGGUGUUGAGUGCACUAGGCCGCUCUGUUCUGGGCGAGUCACAACCAAGUGAUGCAUCACCCAAGCGGCAGGUUCGACCGCAAAGACUACGCAUAUCAAGGAACAAUUCGGCAUCAAACACUCCGGCAAAACAGGAAAGCACAACACCUGCUCCGUCGCUUCGAGUGCGGCGAGUUGGGUUAGCAGGCCCUCCAGUGAGGAGGGCGGCAAGGAGGACUCCGCAGGGAGAAGACGAGCUCCCAAAUUCUCAUUAUGAUGCUCCACCAACGCAUGACCAAGAAAAUCUCCCAGCAUCAAUACCCAGGCCCGUCGCGAAGGACUAUGCGAAGCCCGAUCCUGGUUCUGUCGCUAAGCUCCAAGACUCUCUCAAGAGAGUAUCUAUACAACGUGAUGGAGAGCAUGAGCCGGCACCGCUAGCGCCCAAGUCAGUCAAUACGCCUCUACGGCCAGCGCCGCCGCCACCCCCACCAAAAAUGUCGGUACUUGAUGCAGCGACCAAGAACGCCGGUGCAUCGACGACAAAAGAGAAGAAGAGACGGGCAGUCUUCAAAGUGAACGGCAAGGUUUACACGCAACUUGUUCGGCUGGGCAAGGGUGGCAGCUCAGAUGUUUACCAAGUCAUGGCUGAGAACAGCAAGAUGUUCGCGCUCAAAAUGGUUAAGCUCGAGGGGGCAGAUGAGUCUGCGGUUAUGGGCUACAAGGGUGAGAUAAAUCUUUUGCGAAAGCUGAAGAACGAGGAGCGGGUAGUACAGCUCUUUGAUUAUAUGAUUGAUGAGGAAAAGCAAAGGCUCUACGUUCUUAUGGAGUCUGGCGAGACCGAUCUUGCCAAAGUCCUUCGUGUCAAAUUGGAAGGCGAUCCCAACAGCUCCACCCAUGGCAGACUUGACAUACCUUUUACUCGAUACUACUGGCAAGAAAUGCUCAAAUGUGUGCAAGCGGUCCACCGACAUAAUAUUGUACACUCGGAUCUUAAACCAGCCAACUUCGUCCUCGCUGGUGGAAUGCUUAAGCUUAUCGACUUUGGCAUCGCGAACGCUAUUGAUAUCGAUAACACGGUCAAUGUUCAUCGUGACUCGCACAUUGGAACACCGAAUUAUAUGUCUCCAGAAUCUUUGCAAGACAGCAGCGCCACAGAGGCUGCCAAAUCAAAUAGUUCAGGAAGUAAUGUCCAAGUCAGUAUGGGGAAGCUGAUGAAAUUGGGGAAGCCAAGCGAUGUCUGGAGUCUCGGCUGCAUUCUAUACCAGAUGGUGUAUGGCAAGCCACCGUUUGCUCACAUUCCGAACCCGAUCCACAGAGUUAUGGCCAUCAUCAACCCAAAGGUUGAAAUUCAGUAUCCUUCCACUGGGGUUGGCGGAGUCAAGGUACCGCCAGAACUCAAGGAGACUCUUAAGGCGUGUCUGAACCGCAACCCGGCUGCGAGACCUAAAAUAGAAGAUUUGCUCUCGGACUCGAAUGGCUGGAUGCACCCAGAGUCCAACAAAGACUUGCGGAUAUCUGAAGAGAUGCUGCAGUAUAUCAUCGAUAUUGUUGCAAAAAGGUUUAGGGCGAAGGACCAGCCGCCUCCCUCUGACCACGAGAUCAAGACUUAUGCCCCAAGCUUCUAUGCGAAGAUAAGAGAGCUUACCGAAGGUGAUUGAGUCAUGAUCGAUCCUGAGUCACUACGCGUGCUGUUUGGAUAAUGUGUUCUUGAUCAUGGCAAGCUUGCAUUCUUGGAAACGCCUUGGUGCCGUUGAUUUGCACUAGACCGAAAGACGAAGGUGCUAUGUUACUACAGUCGCGUCUUGAAGUUCCAUUCUAUUACAUUAGCUUUGGCGUCCGUUGGCUGAUUCUUCAUUCUUUGAUGCAGGGCAUGUGCGCAUUGGGCGCUCCUCGUGCCAACUUCUGUACAUAUAUCAUGUAAAGUGUCAAUUCGAAUGCACGUGCUUCAUGAAAGCAGCAUCCACAGAUUAAAUAGCGCUGGUGCUAUGGUCUUCCGUUGCCCUGAGUCUUUUGAGGAUUUCGGAGGCGCACGCACAGCCUCACCUUUCGUCUGCAAAGCACCAAAUCCAUAUUAGCGCAUUGAUUUCCAUUGACGCCUAGUCACCGCAUGUGUCAACAAACGCUGAAAUAAAUAAUGAGUUGAU
Molecule: messenger RNA, 2536 nt
Organism: Verruconis gallopava
Lineage: Eukaryota; Fungi; Ascomycota; Dothideomycetes; Venturiales; Sympoventuriaceae
Exons: 2
Coding region: 209-2050 (613 amino acids)
Biological process (GO): meiotic spindle assembly checkpoint signaling; peptidyl-serine phosphorylation; protein localization to kinetochore
Cellular component (GO): kinetochore; spindle; nucleus
Molecular function (GO): ATP binding; protein serine/threonine kinase activity; protein serine/threonine/tyrosine kinase activity
Source: RefSeq, a predicted model, not a curated record